CAUGCAGUCACUGUUGUCAGUAUAAUUGUCGAUCGCACUGGACGACUGUCGCGAGUUAUGCGAGCCUAGUCUAAUUAUUUAAUUAAAUUACUAAGAUUUAUUUUGAAUAUUGUAAAUUAUAUUGUGGUAAAUAGUUGGCGGAGUGAGAAGAAAGACAAAUAAAUGUCUGUGGCGAUGAAAUAAUACGUAGAUUUUGUUGUUGUUGUUGUUCGGAGCGGAAUGAAGUUUAUUUUACAACACAUGUGGGUUUUUGGUAGUUAGGUACAAUAUUAGAACACCCUACAAUAUGUACCUACAAAACGCAGACGUAAUUUACCUGGAUACUUGUUAAUUUUUGAUAUUUUUAUUUUGCAUAUGACCUCUAUGAAAUAUGACAGUAGUAUGACUACCUGACAACAGAUAACAAAUAAAAUUAUUUAUAAAAUGCCCUUCAUAGACAUAGCGUUCCAGGCCGACGUGAGUAGGUACGAAGAUGCCGAGUUCGAGGAAUUCUCAAGAAGGAAUUGCGACGAGAAUCUCGACACCAGGGAUACAGCUAUCGAGGAGUUGAGGCGGUUACUUAAAGAAAAGGGGGAAUGCCGGCCGCGGCGGACGGACGACGCUUAUUUAUUGAGAUUUCUAAGGUGCCGAAGAUUUAUUCCUGCCUUGGCACAUAGAUUGAUGGUACGCUACGAAGACUUCCGCUCAAAAAACCCUGAGUUGUAUGACUGCGAUGCGUUCGGUCUGCAACGCGUUAAAGACGUGUUUUCGUGCACCUUGCCCGACAACCCUGACAAUGGCAGGAUUACCAUCAUGAGGCUCGGCAAGUGGGACAUGGACAAUACCCCCGCAGAAGACCUAAUUCGCUGUGCGUUGCUGUUGGAUGAAAUAUGCGCUAUGCAGCCAAGACUACAAAUUCUGGGGGUCACCAUUGUUAUAGACCUUAAGGGACUCGGUCUUAAACAUAUGAGAUAUUUGAAUUUGAAGAUAGCGAAUCAAUUCGCCAGCUUAUUGGGAGUAGCGUUCCCGCUCUUGCUCCAAGGCUUGCACAUUAUCAACUAUAACUGGUUGUUCAACUCCAUACUUCCGAUGUUCAAACAGUUCAUACCACAAGCGGGUUGGGAGAGAAUACACUUCCAUUCAAAUUUAGAGUCUCUCCACAAACAUAUUCACCCUCAGUACCUGCCAGCGGAAUAUGGAGGACAUUGCAAAUACCUAGUCACGUGUAAAGAGUGGCUUUCGAAAAUUGAAAAGUACAAAGACGACUUUAUGGUGCAAGAUUUAAGAGAUUUAGGGUACCGGGUAAAGUAGAUUAGAGAAGGAAGAAAAUAAAUAAGACUGAAAAUGCCAAUUUAUUUUUAGAAAUAUACACUUAUAGCUGAACUGUAUUAUGUUCGACGUGGUCAAUACAUUCUUGUACCUUUUUAUGUGAAUAAAACAUUUUGAAAU
Molecule: messenger RNA, 1428 nt
Organism: Cydia pomonella (codling moth)
Lineage: Eukaryota; Metazoa; Arthropoda; Insecta; Lepidoptera; Tortricidae
Product: alpha-tocopherol transfer protein-like
Exons: 7
Coding region: 424-1290 (288 amino acids)
Cellular component (GO): membrane
Molecular function (GO): phosphatidylinositol bisphosphate binding
Source: RefSeq, a predicted model, not a curated record